UUGUGCUCUCUGCUGAGUGUCAACACACUUCAACAGCGGUGCAGCUGAGGAAAGAGAAGAGGACUGGACUAAGUUUCCAAACAGCUGACAUCAUGAGAACAGUUAUUACCUGGCAGUGGGUUUUCAUACAUCUUCAAUGUUUCCUGAUUGGCAGUUUAGUUGACUCCUCUUCCCUGUCCUCCGCCACCAACUUCCUGUCCGUCACUUCCACGGUGGGGAACCAGGUGGUUCUUCCCUGCAGCUGGAAGCCACGCCUGGGGGAAGUGGCCCCGUCCGCCUGCCACAUCCAGUGGACCACCCUGGCCGACACCGUGUUUGAGCAGCGGGGAGGGCGGAAGUGGCAGGCGGAGGAGUUUGAGGGCCGGGUGGAGGUUCCUGAGGAGAAGCUCGGGUCCGGGGACUGUUCUCUGAUCAUCAGAGAUGUUCAGAUCGGAGACACAGGGCGAUACGAGAGCUUCAUGGUGGUGGACGGAGUGAGGUCCACAAAAAUGAAAGUCUUCAUUCAGAGCGUCAAGCUGUCUGUGUUCGACCACAAGUCUCGUCAAUCUCAGGCUCCAGGUGAGGACUUGGUUCUGGAUCUCCACACCCGUCACUCUGUGAGAGUGAUCUUCCAGAACAGGAACAGCUCAGUGUCAACGGACCUGUGGAUGAGGGGGGAUGAGAACAGUCUGCGUCUGGAGGAAAAUCAAGUGAAAGAGCAGCUGACGAUAAAGAACUUAAGGCGCUCAGACGAGGGAACGUACAAAGUUCUGGAUGAACGGGGCCUCGUCAUCAGCACCGUGCAGCUCUCUGUGGAAGACGGCUCCACAGCUCUCAAAGUCCACCAGUUUAUGGAAAAGGAAAUAACAGGUGACGCUGCCGAAAGCAGUUGUUCCGCUCUUCUCGUCUUGUUUGGUCUUGUCCUGAGUUUCCAAUUUUCUCAUCUGCUCUGAGGCAAUCUCUGCAAAAUAACAACACUGUACAUUUAAACGUUACAUUUAAAUAAUUUAUUAUGUUUCUAAACUGUAAAAUUCAACCUGAGUGAAGUUUCCAGUUAACAAUGUGUGGUGUUGUGUCAAGUGAGGUAGGGAGUGACAAAUGUGAGUUUGUGUGUAAGUUUUGAGUUAAAGAAAAAUCUGUGUUUUAGUUUGACAAAGUGACGUCUGAAACACAACUCUGGAGCCAAAAUCUGAAUACCACUCGAUGUAAACUGGACAUGCUAAUGCAAGAGUCUUUGUGAAUGUGAAUAAAUUUGGGAAAAUCCUAAGUUAACCGCCGCACACUGAAAUGACUUCACUGUGACCUUUUAUUAAGAGCGAACAACACGUUUCACCUUUAGCCGCUUCAGUUUCAGGUUCGCGCAGCAAAACUCCAGGAGUAACUCACAGAUGUGAUACAUACAUAUGUGUCACAUGACUAAUUAUCACAGUCUUCAAUUUGUCAGUUUUUAAUAUGUUUCAAUAUUUUUCUUCAAAAGGUUAAUAUUUUUCAAAAAACAAUGUAAUAAUAUUACACAAAGCUACAUUUUCAAAAAACAAAAGGAUUACAAAAAUACAAUUUUUCAUAAAACAACAAAUGUAUUUUGCAAAAUUACAUUUAUACAAAAACAUGGCAUUGUUAAUGUUACACAGUUACAAGAAUUCUUCAUCAAAAUAAUCUGAAUACUUCUUGUAACUAUGUAAUAUUAACAAUGCCAACAAUGUGUUUGGAAAAAUGUAAUUUUGUGUAAUAUUGUCAUGUUUUCUAAAAAAUGAAAUUUUGUGUAAUAUGUUUUUUGGCUAAUGUAAUUUUGUGUAAUGUUUUUUGAAAAAUAUUUACCUUGGAGAAAAAUUAUUUUUUUUUAAAAAUGACAAAUAGAAGACUGAUAGUUAGUCAUGUGACUAUACAUGCCUGUGAGUUACUCUUGUAGUUUUGCUGAAUGAACCUGAACCUGAAGCAGCUACAGGUAAAACGCGUUGUUCGCUCUUAAUAUAAGUCACAGUGAACUCAUUCCAAUGUGUGGUGGUUAAUUUAUGAUUUUCACUUGAGAUGUUCCUGCGACCAACCACCACCUGAACACUAAUACUGUUGAGUUAUUUCCAGUUAAUACAUUUGUUUGAUUAAUCUGAUAAUUUUUAUAUCGAUCUUAAUUUAAUUUGCAGUAUUAGGUCUCUACAAACGAUGAUGCAGCAGCUGAGGCAUAAUGCAUUUACAUGCAGGUGUGCUUGUUCGUAUCAGAAAGUGAGGAUUAACUUUUCUUUUCUUUUUUUUUUUUUUUAGUAGUUGGUUUGGACAGUAGCUGAAAAUAGAAAUAUUGCUUUGUGUCAGUUUGUUAAUUCCAAUCUUGGAUGAUCUGAUGUGUACUGAAAAAAAAAACUUUUUUUGUUCAAUACACAUUGAGCAAACAUUGGAGUUCAACCAAUUAAAUAGAAAUAAAAUAAUGAUUGAGCUAAGUUUUGGACUAUUGAUCAGACAAAACAAGAGAAACUAAUAACUACUAAAAUAAUUUUUUAUAGGUUUAAGAAACCAAAAGUUUAUUUGAUUAGGAAUAUGAUUUUAGGAUUAAUCCACGAGGCGCAUAUUUAGUGGACACUCAAUAUAUUAGCUACACCGAGCUAAAACUAAUCCAGUCUAUUGUAUUGUCUUAUAUAAAUGAUGUGAGUACUUCUUCUACAACUGAGUAUAUGUCAUGUAAAAGCACUAGCACUAAUGUGGCAGUAUAAUGUAACAUAUGCUACUACAACUAAAGUCCCUAAUUUACAAAAUCUUCUCAUUCAGUGCAAAUAAAAUGUUAAUCUGUAAAGUAAUCACAGCUUUCAGAUAAAUGUAAUUGGGUAAAAGUAUUUCCCUCUCUAUAAAGCAGCAAAUUUUAAAGACUUAAUGAUUAGUCAAGUAAUUGAAAAAUAAUAUGCAAAUUAGUCAAUAAUGAAAACAAACAGUCUGAAACCAAGAAAAUCUGUCUAAAAAGUAACUGAAUGAUUGGAGAAAUGGAUUUUAUUAUAAUUAUUAUUUACAUGUGAAAUAUGUUUUGUAGUUAAUGAGCUUUUUUGCUGUGGUUUGUUUGGUGUGAUUAUGUGCGUAAAUGUUUGGUUACAGUCACAACAUUGGACUACUGAACAGCUUCCAGUAUCUGGUCUUUACUCUGUAUUUCAAUUCAUUCUAAACUAAAAUUAAAUAAAAAGUAGUUGAAUAAUAAAACAAGCAAACGCAAA
Molecule: messenger RNA, 3170 nt
Organism: Seriola aureovittata
Lineage: Eukaryota; Metazoa; Chordata; Actinopteri; Carangiformes; Carangidae
Gene: igldcp
Product: galectin 17
Exons: 7
Coding region: 93-932 (279 amino acids)
Biological process (GO): T cell costimulation; immune response; cell surface receptor signaling pathway
Cellular component (GO): external side of plasma membrane
Source: RefSeq, a predicted model, not a curated record